AUGGUAUGGGCUACCUACAUAAGCAAGCUUCGUAGGGCGUAUGAGCGCAGCCAUAAUCUUCGACUACGCCACCUGCAGCACUGGGAGCUGGCCCACAUGGCCAAGCAAGACAAGCAGAGAAAGAAGCGAAGGCGAAGGACCUCCGCGGAAAUCGGGGACAUGAAUCUGGCACGACUGAGCAACUUGCUCCAGAAAUGGAGCCGGCUGCUGCAAAAGCAUGCUGCUUCUGCGAAGCGGAAGAUCAAGCAGGAAGCCCACGGUAGCAUGGAACAAAGCUCGCGAUGCAAGACGAGCUCGUGA
Molecule: messenger RNA, 300 nt
Organism: Symbiodinium natans
Lineage: Eukaryota; Dinophyceae; Suessiales; Symbiodiniaceae
Source: the annotation of a GenBank genome assembly